Molecule: messenger RNA, 513 nt
Organism: Nannizzia gypsea CBS 118893
Lineage: Eukaryota; Fungi; Ascomycota; Eurotiomycetes; Onygenales; Arthrodermataceae
Product: nascent polypeptide-associated complex subunit beta
Exons: 4
Coding region: 1-513 (170 amino acids)
Cellular component (GO): nascent polypeptide-associated complex; cytosol
Source: RefSeq, a predicted model, not a curated record
AUGGAUCUCGCAAAGUUACAGAAGAUGCAGCAGAGUGUGCGAAUUGGCUACAACUUGGAGGGGCAAGGAGAACAUAUUGUUUAUUUUCUGGCAAACCUCAGUGGAUUGAAAACCAUCGACAACGUGAAGAAGGUCCACAAGUCCUCUGGAACCGAUGACAAGAAGCUCCAGACUGCUUUGAAGAAGAUGAACGUUCAGCCAAUUCAAGCGAUUGAGGAGGUCAACAUGUUCAAGGAGGAUGGCAACGUCAUCCACUUCGCUGCUCCCAAAGUCCACGCCUCUGUUCCCAGCAACACCUUUGCCAUUUACGGCAACGGUGAGGAGAAGGAACUCACUGAAUUGGUUCCUGGUAUCCUGAACCAGCUUGGCCCUGACUCUCUUGCCUCCCUUCGCAAACUUGCCGAAAGCUACCAGAGCAUGCAAAAGAAGGAGGAGGGUAAGAAGGAUGACGAGGAUGAUGACGAUAUCCCAGACUUAGUUGAGGGCGAGAACUUUGACAGCAAAGUCGAAUAA